Penicillium robsamsonii is the source of this 1890-nucleotide messenger RNA. RefSeq lists its product as uncharacterized. Bases 1 to 1890 code for a protein of 629 amino acids. The record is from RefSeq and is a predicted model, not a curated record. The transcript has 2 exons. NCBI's taxonomy places the organism in Eukaryota, Fungi, Ascomycota, Eurotiomycetes, Eurotiales, Aspergillaceae.
AUGGCAUCGGCUGGCCCGAUAUCUCGCUGGCUGCCUCAGCCAUUGGAGGCACCUGAGCCGACUUCUUCUCUUCCCUUAUUGCCGGAUAUCGAACGACGUGGAGCUGGCGGUAUCACCGAAAUCACGCCUGUUGCGGGGCCUAUUUCGGCGCCUACCCAGAGCCCAUUCACGAACGACGAGCCAAUAAAACCAACGACCUCUCAGAAACUAACGACCUCUCAGAAACCAACGACCUCUCAGAAACCAACGACCUCUCAGAAACCAACCAGCACUCAGAAGCCAACGACGACCCAGAAACCAACGACCUCAGAGAAACCAACCAGCACUCAGAAGCCAACGACGACCCAGAAGCCAACCAGCACCUCUCAUGCAUCCACUGCGACUCGGGAAUUCAUCAACUGGUCCACAUCCACAAAUCCAGGAGCGCUGCGUUCAUCAACUAGUCUCUUACCUGUCUAUAUAGUCCCCAUCUAUAUGUCAAGCACAGCACCCUCCCUCGAUUCUUUGGUGAUACCGGGUGCACCCCAACCUUCAUCGGCUGGGCUUCUAGGUGGAGCAAGCAGUAUCAAAGCUGCCACGACCACACCACCAAUAUCGGCCUCUACGGCCAUACAGCCACCAAUAGCACCGGUGCCUACGGUGCCUAUAGUGGCUACAACUAGUCGUUUAGAUUUGGGAGCCAUUGCGCCCCUAGGAGGAGCAAGCAGUAGAAAUUCUUCUACAUCCACACGCAUGCUCCCAACCUCCAGUCCCAUCCAGCUAGCGAAUUCUACGCAGGCAAAAUCCAUGCUAGUACAGCCCCCCACGUCAGGAUCCAAGCCAGUGGUGACUGUAACCGAGCCUGUGAUUGUCUAUGUGACCAAAGGAGCACCAAGUCCCUUUUCUACCAGCAUUGUCCAUCAUGCAGCCAGUGUCAACAACUCAUCGGUGUCGCCAGCAAAACCAACGGGAACACCGUCCGUUGAACCAACAACUACGUCUUUGAAAUUUGUGACCAUUCAUUCCACUGCAACAUCGGUCGUUUAUGAGACUGUUUACCCAACAUCAUCACCUACUUCAUCGGUCUCGCUGGCCCCAACUGGGGGCCCUCCGAGUGUGAAUGCAGCGCCUAUAGGGACCGGCCAUGCCAAUGGAACGUCAGUUGUGCCUCUGGCUGUCAACUCGACAGCACCACCGCUUCCUUCUUCGUCUUUGCUGUUGUCGUCCUCAAGAGAAAUUUCUCCUGUGAUGACAGCUCACGUCACUUCCGCGAGUGUUGUUCCUCUGACAGUUUACCCACCUACAUCGUUGUCUUCUGAGUCUUUAUUGUUGCCGUCUUCAAGCGAGCUUGCUUCUACAGCAACGGUUCAUGUCACUUCCACAAGUGUUGUUCCAGUCACAGUCUACUCGUCAACAUCGUCAUCUCCUUUGUUGCCGUCCAGUGAAAUUGCUUCUACAGUGACAGUCCAUGUCACUUCCACAAGUGUUGUUCCAGUAACUGUUUAUUCGAAAACAUCGUCAUCUCCUCCGUUGUUAAGUGAGACUGCUCCUAGUGAAACUGCUCCUAGUGAAACUGCUCCUAGUGAAACUGCUCCGAGUGAGACUGCUCCGAGUGAGACUGCUGCUCCUAAAGUGACAGUCCACGUCACUUCCACGAAAACUCUCCGUGUAACCUUUUAUGGGUCGACUACUACACGAUCAGCGGAAGCUCCACACGCAGCAGAUCCCACAUCUACCGUGGAUGCCAAUAUCGCUGCCACGACCUCCAAACCAGACAAAGGCAUACUUAGUGUGAAUCCGAUUGUGCCGUCUGGCUUUAUCACAAUCACUGAGACUCUGACCGAGAUAAAAACAACGACGGUGACAGAUCGCAUUACUGAGACUGUUACUGCCACUGUCACUCGGGAUUAA